AUGACGUCAGACUCAAUUCUCCUCGAAGACUUUGGGCAGAAGGUGGAUUUGACCCGAAGAAUCCGAGAAGUAUUACUAAACUACCCCGAGGGAAUCACCGUGCUGAAGGAGCUAAUACAGAACGCCGACGAUGCAAGCGCCACCAAGGUCUGUCUGUGCCUGGAUCGUAGGGUCCAUGGGACUGAGUCUCUAUUGUCGCCCAAGGUCGCGCAGUGGCAAGGUCCGGCGUUGUUGGCUUACAACAACGCGGUGUUCACGGAGGACGAUUUUGUUAGUAUUUCGAGGAUCGGUGGGAGUUCUAAGCAUGGCCAAGCUUGGAAAACCGGUCGAUUUGGGGUUGGCUUCAACUCCGUGUACCAUUUAACUGAUUUGCCCUCAUUCGUAAGCGGCAAAUACGUGGUACUGUUUGAUCCACAGGGUGUUUUCCUUCCGAAUAUCUCCCAUGCUAAUCCUGGAAAACGAAUUGAGUAUGUUAGCUCUUCAGCCAUCACAGUGUAUAGUGAUCAGUUUUUUCCAUACUGUGCUUUUGGUUGUGACAUGAAAAGUCCAUUCCAUGGAACGUUAUUCCGCUUCCCUCUGAGGAAUGCAGAUCAGGCAGCUAGUAGUCAGCUCUCAAAGCAAGCCUACUCCGAGGAUGAUGUUUUUUCCAUGUUUAGUCAACUCUAUGAGGAAGGAGUUUUCUCGUUGCUUUUUCUUAAAAGCAUUAUUUCUAUUGAAAUGUAUGUAUGGGAUGAUGCGGUGCCCCUGCCUAGGAAGAUGUAUUCGUGCUCCAUCAACUCGGCUACUGAUGAUACAAUUUGGCACAGGCAAGCGCUUCUGAGGUUAUCAAAAUCUACUAAUUCUACUGAUUGUGAGAUGGAUGCCUUUAGAUUGGACUUCUUGAGUGAAGCAGUAACUGGGAACCAGUCUGAGAAGAGGAGUGCUACUUUCUUUAUGGUGCAAACAAUGGCAUCGGCAACCAGCAGAAUAGGUUCUUUUGCUGCAGCUGCUUCCAAAGAUUUUGAAAUUCACCUGCUACCUUGGGCAUCAGUUGCAGCAUGCAUAUCAGAUGAUGCAUCCAAUGUAAUUUGCAAUAUAUUUGUGACUGUGGCACUACUCCCCCACCCAACGCCUCCUACUACUGCUAAACUACACAAAUACAUGCACAUUAUUCUUCUUGCCUGUUGGAGUGUUGGGGCAUACGGGAGAAAUUAA
Molecule: messenger RNA, 1194 nt
Organism: Ilex paraguariensis (yerba mate)
Lineage: Eukaryota; Viridiplantae; Streptophyta; Magnoliopsida; Aquifoliales; Aquifoliaceae
Source: the annotation of a GenBank genome assembly